AUGAACGUUUUAAUUACUAAUGAUGACGGUCCUUUAAAUGAUGAAUUUUCUCCCUAUAUCAAGCAUUUUAUAUAUAAUAUUUUAAAAUUCCGUCCUGAUUGGAAUAUUACUAUAGUAGUGCCUAAUGUUCAGAGAUCAUGGAAUUCUAAAGCCCAUUUGGCUGGUAAAGAUUUGAGUUUAACUUAUAUCUAUACUGAUCCAACUAAUACAGAGAGUAACAAUUAUUUCGGUCCAUUCCUAUAUUCUAUUAAAGACCAAUUAUCAAACCAUAAUUUGCCUAAUAAUUGUAUCGAAUGGUGUUUAAUUGACGGUACCCCUGCUUCUUGUGUUAAUAUCGCAUUGCAUCAUCUAAAACCCUCCGAAUAUAAUAAUAAUAGUACCCACACGUCGAAUAAUUUUGAUCUAGUCAUAUCCGGUCCAAAUGUCGGUAGAAACACUUCUGCUGCUUAUAUCACCUCUAGUGCUACCGUAGGUGCCGCCAUGGAAUCAGUUAUAACUGCAAACGUCAAGUCUAUUGCCUUAUCGUGGGCAUAUUUCAACGGCCAAAAAUUCAUUCAUAACGAAAAUGGUAUUCUUGAUAUCGCAGCUAGACAAUCCUUAGACAUAAUCACGCAUCUCUACCAUAAUUGGGAUACUUUAAACACAGAUCUUUACUCCAUUAACGUCCCCUUGCUACCUAGUUUGUCUAUGGACACUAAAGUUUUCAUGGCUCCCAUCUGGGAAAAUAGAUGGGACUGUAUGUUUGAUUCACCAGCCAAAUCAAAACUCUCUUUGGAAUCCCAUUCCACUAUACAAACAUCAGAUAUCGAGGACGGGUCAGAGUAUAAGGAGCAAUCCAUCGUAUUCAAGUGGAACCCUAAAUUCCAGUCGCACUAUGACUCCAAACAUGUAUCAAAACACAGACAUGAUAUGCAGGUCCUUGAGGAUGGUGACAUUGCAGUGACCCCCUUACGUGCUGUGUUUCAAAUGAGUUCAAAUGUCUUGACUCAAGGUCAACUAAUUAUCGACCAUCCACACACUCAGGAAUCAAAAUAUAGUAUUGUGUUAUCCAUCAACUCCACAGAUUACAUCUACAAACCAUUAAGAACUGCACUAGUUAGAUUCAUGUCAAAUGUAUCUAUUUUAUCCAAUCUAAAUGACUCGAGUCUAAAUGGUUCUAGGAUCUUUCAUUUUGCUGAUUAUGAACAAUUAAAUAUGGAUAGGUUAUCCACUGAUCCAAAUUGCUAUUUUGCUAAUUGCUACAUCUAUAGAAAGGCUUUGAUCCGCAAACAUUAUUUGGCUAAUACCAUUCACAAUUAUAUUGUUAAACAUCCCGAAUCUAUCUUAAUUAAUGCAACUUUGGACACUUACACUAUAGACUUAGAUUAUGCAGAAUUUCUAGAUGAUUCGUUAGAUGAAAAUUGGGAAUUAAGGAAAGAAUUGGAGGAUUCUCCAAACACAGGCAAAUGGUGGAUAGUCAAACCCAGUAUGUCAGACAAGGGACAAGGUAUCCGUGUCUUCCAAACAAUUGACCAAUUACAAGCCAUCUUUGAUUCCUUCGAUGACGAGGUUGACGGUGAAGCUCCAUUACCUUCGUCAGUUCAUGAUUCAAUGAUUGAUAACAACAAGAUUAUCAUAUCGCAGUUGCGUCAUUUUAUCGUUCAAGAAUAUUUGACAAAUCCAUUGUUGCUACCAUCCAUGUCAAAUAGAAAAUUCCAUAUCCGUUGUUAUAUUACCUGUGUUGGUGACUUGAACGUUUACGUAUAUGAUAGAAUGUUAGCCUUAUUUGCGCCUGUCCCAUUUAUCUCAUUAAAACAAUUCAACGUGUCUGAUGAUCCAAUUGAUUUCAAUCCAACAGACUUAUCAAUCCUACAAGCACAUCUAACUAACACAUGUCUACAAACCAACAAUGAAGCAAAACAAUUGUCAGUAAUGGAAUUUGAUAAAUUGAAAGAUAUUCCAGAUGAUGAAAAAUUGAAUAUUAAAAAACAAAUAUAUGAGAUUGCACAUGAUCUCUUCUUAGCUGCAAAGACUGUCAACCCAUUAAAUUUCCAAUCUUUACCUAAUGCAUUAGAAACCUUUGGCGUUGAUUUCCUUGUCGAUGAUAAUUACAAAGUCAAAAUACUGGAAGUCAAUGCCUACCCUGAUUUUAAACAGACUGGUGAUGAUUUGAAGAAUUUAAUAGAUGAACUGUUUUUAAAUGUAGUUCAAUACGGUAUCAAACCAUUACUGAAUGGUACUGUUAACCAGGUUGAUGGAAAAACUACUUCCACACCUGACUAUGCUAGUAAACAUACUAGUUCAUUCAAAAAAGUGUUAACAUAUACCUCUAACGAGUGGUGA
This is a messenger RNA of Arxiozyma heterogenica, 2322 nucleotides long. RefSeq names its product putative tubulin tyrosine ligase (gene PBY1). Gene Ontology annotation, molecular function: hydrolase activity. The record is from RefSeq and is a predicted model, not a curated record. Lineage: Eukaryota; Fungi; Ascomycota; Saccharomycetes; Saccharomycetales; Saccharomycetaceae. Gene Ontology annotation, biological process: protein modification process. The transcript has a single exon. Gene Ontology annotation, cellular component: P-body. The coding region runs from base 1 to 2322 and encodes 773 amino acids.